AUGGAGGAGAGAAUCAUUUUCGCAGUAUCCUCAAAGCCGUGUCUUUUUGACACAACUGCUGACAGCUACAGGGACAUAAACACAAAAAAAUGCUGCUUGGAGACGAGUGUCCACGAUAGUAGGAUUUCCAGGUCAGUUUAGUAGUGAGCUUGUGCUAGAUGUGGCUAGUUUGCUAGCUAGCUAACCUAGCUAGCUAACCUAGCCAAUGAGGUGUGUGUGUGUGUGUGUGUGUGUGUGUGUGUGUGUGUGUGUGUGUGUGUGUGUGAAAGAGAAAUAGUAAUAUAAAUUAUGCUAGUUACUACCCCUGAUAACUUGGCCAAGUAAUCAUGUUUGAAAGAGUGUGAGUGUGUAUGUGAGAGAGUGUGAGUGUGUAUGUGAGAUAAAUAAUAAUAGAAAUGAUGGUAGAUACUACCCCUGAUAACUUGGUCAGAUAACCGUGUGUGUGUCUGUGUGUACGGUAGGUGACAUGUCCAUGAUAGCUAUCUAAUAACUAUAGUUAUGCUAGGUAAUGGUUUGGCUUAUCAUGUUCAUGUCUAUGUAGAAGAAGACUGUAGGAGGAAGUGGAGAGGACUCAGGGAGAAGGUAUCAGAGAGAGAGAAAGAGAAGAAGAGAGGUCUGGGUCAGCGGCUUCAGGCCAGCGGCUUCAGGUCAGCGGCUUCAGGUCAGCGGCUUCAGGUCAGCGGCUUCAGGCCAGCGGCUUCAGGCCAGCGGCUUCAGGCCAGCGGCCUUGGAGCUUCUGCCACAUUCUUUCCUUUCUGGAUCCAGUUAUUGUGCCUAGGGCAACGAGUGGCAAUUUUACAGCCAGACCCUCUACAUCAUCCACAAGUAUGACCUCCACUGGUGCUGCCAUGGAAGAUGAUGAAAUAGAGGAAGCACCUCUGGACCUAGGACCACCUGAGAUUAUUAUGACCCGG
Coregonus sp. 'balchen' is the source of this 914-nucleotide messenger RNA. The record is from the annotation of a GenBank genome assembly. Lineage: Eukaryota; Metazoa; Chordata; Actinopteri; Salmoniformes; Salmonidae.